This is a messenger RNA of Thalassophryne amazonica, 3571 nucleotides long. RefSeq names its product pbx/knotted 1 homeobox 1.1 (gene pknox1.1). Gene Ontology annotation, biological process: regulation of transcription by RNA polymerase II; angiogenesis. NCBI's taxonomy places the organism in Eukaryota, Metazoa, Chordata, Actinopteri, Batrachoidiformes, Batrachoididae. The record is from RefSeq and is a predicted model, not a curated record. Gene Ontology annotation, molecular function: RNA polymerase II cis-regulatory region sequence-specific DNA binding; DNA-binding transcription factor activity, RNA polymerase II-specific. The coding region runs from base 1166 to 2542 and encodes 458 amino acids. The transcript is spliced from 11 exons.
CCACGCCAAAUGCCACAGCAGAUGGUGCACAUCCUGCUGUUCCUGAUGCCCAAGUGGAAUCUCCAGCUGUUGGUGUAACCGAAGUGUCUGAUGCUGCAACUAUUUUUGAAUCCCAGACAGAAAGUGAAGUUCCAGCUGACACUCCAGGAAAAAGCAGAGAACUUGCCUCUGCUGAAGACCCCAGAGAAGCUGACAACGCUGCCACAGAACCACUUGUGCAGGCAACUGUAGAGCCUGAAGAAGCUGAAGCCACCACUGGCCAAACAGCUGCUGGGACUGCAGCCGGAGUGGGGAGCACUGAGGAGCUGUUAGACCCUGCUCCAGUCAUAGCUGAAGGUGAAGGGGAGGAGCUACAAAAGGAGGCCCCAGCUGAACCACCUGAGGAGGCUGCAGUAGCGGCGGCGGCACCUCCCGAGCCCGAGGAGCCUUUCGAUAACAGCACUUACAGAAACAACCAGCACCACAGCUACACGCCAUUCACAUUCGUAGAUAUGGAUGUGGAGAUGUCCAAGUAUCGUCUGCCGCAGCCCUCCACCGGCCGGCCGUCUCCCCGACACUAGAGGAGCACGUGGUUUAAAACUAUAGGUCUUUUAAGAGUGACAUCCAUGCCCACACUCUGUGUGAUCGCUCUCCGCUUGUCACAGCUGCAUGCAUUCCUGCAGUUUAAAAUGUUCUAUUAUUAAAGUACAUAAAUGAGAAGCAAAGCCUGUUUUGCCUGGUGUGUGGUUGUUUUGUCUUGGGUGUAUAAAGGAAUAGGCAAAGAUCAAACACUUCUUUUAUGCUGCUUUUCUUCCUUGGGGGGCUCAUUUGAAUAGAGCUGAGUGUGCAAAGGGGUUUAUCUGUUUCUAUUUUAAUGAUUCCAAUUUUGACUCCUAUCCUGCCUGUUUGAACAUUAUGGCCUAAUUAUCCUGGCUCCAUGUCUUGUGCGAGGGGCAAGCAAUCUGCAUCUGUUCUGUCUGUGCUCUUGUGGGUGGAUGUCGAGCAAUUAUGCAUAAAGCUGAAGAUGCGUAAAUGAGAGCAAUGCAUAAGGUUUAGCAGGAAAGAAAGAAAGGAGGGGAAAAAAUCCCAGCAGGGAGAAGGAAGAGGGACUCUAAUUGCAGGACGUCAUGUCUCCGCCCACCUCAUAAAUAUUCAUGCGCCUAGCGCCCCUGCGUGCCCUUACGCGAUGACGCAACGCGACAACUGCGGGUCCCGAUUGCUGCAGCCGCUUGUCAGUGUGACGAAGAUUGGCACUCAGAUGCAAGGUAUAGUGAAAACAGACAACAAUUUGGAGCAGCAGUUUAUCGAGGGGACGUUGGCAGAGCCACCUAGCCCAGCACCCACUGAGCCGCAGACACCAAUGGACGCAGACAAAGCCUCCAUAUAUCGGCACCCCCUGUUCCCUCUGCUGGCUCUGCUGUUUGAGAAGUGUGAACAGUCCACGCUGAGCUCCGACUGCAUUACCUCUGCCAGCUUUGACGUGGACAUUGAGAACUUUGUGCGCUGUCAGGAGAAGGAGGGCAAACCCUUUUUCAGUGAGGACCCUGAACUAGACAACCUGAUGGUAAAAGCCAUUCAGGUCCUACGGAUCCACUUGCUGGAGCUGGAGAAAGUGAGUGACCUAUGUAAAGACUUCUGCAGCCGUUACAUUGCCUGCCUCAAGACAAAAAUGAACAGCGAGACUCUGCUGAGUGGUGAGCCUGGUAGUCCGUACUCCCCUGUACAAGGACCAACCCAAAGCUUCUCACCGACCAAGACUCAGACUCCCAGUUCUGUCUCCGGGACCAUGAGUCCUCAAGGUCAAAUUGUGGUUCCUGCAUCUGCUCUGCAGCAAGGAAAUGUUACCGUGACAGCCGUCAACCCCACCCAGGUGGUCGCAGGUAUGUCACCAUGGCAUACAACCCCUCCCGCAGGUGGCACAGUCUACCAGCCUGUUACAGUAGUCACUCCUCAGGGCCAAGUGGUAACACAGGCCCUUUCACCCGGAACAAUACGCGUCCAGAACAAUCAGCUCCAACUGCAGUUUCACCAGGACUUAAACCUCUUCAAUCAUGACGACAACUCAACUAAGAACAAGCGUGGCGUUCUGCCCAAGCACGCCACCAAUGUCAUGCGCUCGUGGCUUUUCCAACACAUUGGGCACCCUUAUCCAACAGAGGAUGAAAAGAAGCAGAUCGCCACUCAGACAAACUUGACUCUUCUGCAGGUCAAUAACUGGUUUAUAAAUGCACGGAGGCGAAUCCUGCAGCCCAUGCUUGAUGCCAGCUCUUCUGAAACGCCAAAAACAAAGAAGAAAACGCCUCAAAACAGGCCGCUGCAGCGCUUUUGGCCCGACUCCAUUGCCUCAGGAGGAGCCAGCCAGCAAGUUACCAUGCCAGAUGGUACAAUGGUGACCAUGAACAUGGAGAGUCUGCAGAGCCUGACGUCAGACGGCGCCACGCUGGCGGUACAGCAAGUGAUGCUGGGUGGUCACAGUGAAGAUGAGUCGGGAGACAGCGGCGACGAGGACGAUGACGCAGACAUGGCCGGGCUGGGUCUGGACAACAGCGACUCGUUGCAGUAAAGGACACGCAACCGGACGACUACACACUGAACAACCCUCCAAAAGGUCUACAUCAUCAAGCCAAGCAAAUCACUUUCCCAAGCGCACACGUUAGGUUUACACAGAGCACAACCACACAGGACAGAUGGCGGGAUCAUGUCCUCCAGCCGUUUCUACUGCGUGUGCGGCUGUAAUUUCAGAUACCGUUUUCUAAUAACAUAGCUGAUGUAGGCGAGUGCACUUUUUGUAUGAUACUGUAAGCUCAAAAAGAUUAAAUCAGAAGAGAAAAAGGAAGUGUUAAACACCUGAAGCAAGUUUGUUUGCUUUGUUAAUGUCAGUUUGUUUGUUUUUUUGUUUGUUUGUUUUUUAAGGUCCCUCCCCCUGACUAAAGUCUCAUUUUGGAUGCCAACACUUUAACGUUGUAUGUGUAAGAGUUUGUCUUCACUUUUUUGCAUGCUUGUGUUUUGAGUAGAUGUGUGCACUCUUAUGACUGACUCCACAGCUCUCACAGCGGCCCCUGCAGGCCAAACGGAGAGAUUAAAAAAAAGAGAUGCUUAUUUUUAUAUACAAACAUUUAAACUAGUGGUUUUUGUUUCAUUUUUUGUGUUCUUGUUUUGUAAGAAGUAUUUAUGUACAGAUUCAUAAUUAAAACUAGCAACCCUGUUUUCCAGGGUUCUUUGAAGUUUUCUAAAAAAAAGAAAAAAAAAAGAUAAAUUGAAUGCUGAUUUAAGAAUUGCUAUUUAAAUUGGUUUUAGACUUACAAUGCUAAAAAGGCCUUACUAGUGUCAUUUUAUAAAAAAACAAAAACAAACAAAAAAACCAAACAAAAUUAAAUCUAGCCAAGAAGCACAAAUAGACGCCUGAUCCUCUGUGAAAUUAGUCCAAAAGACACUAAACUGCAGAACACUUUCCAGGUGAUGUAAGGCGCCGGCAGCACUGCAACAUAUCUCGCACAGAAAAUUGUAACUGCAGUACUUUUCUAAAUACAACUGCAGUUUUAGCCACAUUGUGUAUACCAUAACAUUGUCUUUUAAUGGUUUUACGAUUUAA